Neurospora tetraspora is the source of this 3177-nucleotide messenger RNA. RefSeq lists its product as uncharacterized. The record is from RefSeq and is a predicted model, not a curated record. Bases 353 to 3091 code for a protein of 912 amino acids. The transcript has 5 exons. NCBI's taxonomy places the organism in Eukaryota, Fungi, Ascomycota, Sordariomycetes, Sordariales, Sordariaceae. Gene Ontology annotation, molecular function: protein binding.
ACCACUCAAUUGGUUGCCGUUGUGCGGGGUUUGGGAUCUAGGUUCUGGUAAGCUCACUUGUUACUUUUAUAUGGCGGUAUCCGAUAUUGGGCAUGUCAAGACAGCUUUUAUCGACGUACGGUUUCCUUUGGCACUUUCUUCUCUGUCUUGAGUUACGUGGUGGACAUGGGCUAUUUUCCAUUGCGCUAAUCCGAUCGAUAGAACACUAUUGCGUCCACGUGCGAUAUUCUGAACUGGUGCCUCACCCAGAUGGCUUCUUGGUGACGCCCAUUACCGUCUCGUCGCGUUCUGGUGCCUUUCCGAAUCAGUGCGCUGCUUUCAACCUUGCUUGAUUAUUUUCAUUGAAAUCAACAUGGUCUUGAAAAACCUGGCCGUAUUGGCCGUCGCCCCUUACCUCGUGUCUGUCCAGGCUCAAUCAUUCUGGGAUAAGGAGCAGGUUAACACCACGCUUUGUUACUGGGAAGAACUGAGAGCCGCUAUCAUUCGAGACACUAUCUAUCUAGAUGGCGGGAGGUCGUGGUGGAUUCCCGGGUUAGCUGAUGGGUCACCCGGCGCCAUAGAAGACGAUGAAAAUCCUUAUGGACGUAUCUUCACGUUAAAUCUUGGUACUCCAUUCAGUGAAAAGGAUAACAUCACAGACAAGUUUACGAUCAUAUCGAAGGCACCCGCCGACGGUGGCGUAAACAACAUCGAUCCAAACUACUACGACGGAGCCUUAUUAGCGAAUGAUGCCCAAUGGUUCGCUUACGGAGGGUUGUACUUGAAAAGCGACGCAUUCGACACAGAGCCUCCGGGAAACCAAGUACUGGGUUACAGAAAGUAUCAAUAUGGGCUGGAGAAGGGGGAGUUCACCACCGGCUUUGUGAAGGCCAGCUUGAAAAAUGUCAGUCGCUAUAUCGCAUACGGCGCCGCUGCAAGCGCCCCUUCUGAGAACAAAGCUUGGUACUUCUCCGGAAUGCAGUCUCCAUCGAGAGGCCCUGUUCUUGGAGUCUCAUCUGGCGAUGACGACCAAGCUACCGAAGUAGCCAAAACGUUGAUAACUUUGGACAUGACGGAACAACUAGAGGAGACUUGGAAGAACGAUACACUCCCUUCCAAAAUCCCUGGUCGAGCGGGCGCUGAACUGGUCUGGGUCCCAGUCGGUAGCAAAGGUAUCCUGGUUGCCCUUGGAGGUCUUGUUUUUCCUCAGUGGGCCAACUCUACCAAGUUCUCGGGAAAUGAUACAGCAAGCAAGGCGGAAAGCCCGGAGUUUAUGUCUACGAUUGAUAUCUACGACGUCGCCGCUGGAGAAUGGUACAGACAGCCCACCGUCGGUGGUCCUGGUCAGCUCGGUCGAGGUUGUGCCGUUGUAUCGCCUGCUCAAGACUUCUCAAGUUUCAAUAUCUACUACUACGGCGGCCAGCCGGGAUUAACGCCGUUUGAGGACUUCAGCGACGACGUUUGGGUUCUCUCAUUGCCAUCCUUCACCUGGACAAAAGUGGCAUCUGGCACGGCCGACAGGGGUCGGGCUGGACACAAAUGCUUCAUGCCUUACCCAGAUCAGAUGUUGGUCAUUGGCGGUUACAGAAGUUACCCCCAAUCUGGACCUCCGCAAUGUCUAGAUCAAUUCAUUCGUGUCUUGAACCUGACAACCGGGACAUGGUUAACCAGCUACGACCCGGCCAAGUAUUCCAUAACUUACGGUGUCCCCGAAUCCGUCCAGAAGAAGAUCGGAGGUUCCGCUAUAGGUGGUGCAACGGCACGCGCGCCGAGCGGUGGCUGGGCCACAGCAGACCUUGGAAAGGUCUUUGAGACCAAGUAUCUGACCAAGAUCGCGACGUAUUACCCCUACGCAUCUGAGGCGCCAGUUAACAACACAAACCCAGGGGCGCCUCCGUCCGAUAAGAAUGACAAGAAAAAGGGAGGCGGCGUACCAUCAUGGCUUCCUCCUGUGCUAGGGGUUGUGCUUGGACUGAUGUUCCUGACUAUAAUUGCUGUCUUAAUCCUCCUUUGGAGACGACGAAGGCUAUUGAAGGCUGGCACUAGUGUAGCCGAGACCGAAGACACCAACGGCUACCGAAUCAUGUCAUGGAUGCGCGGUCAACAGCAACACGCCACCGAGAAGGCUCCUACCGUCACGACCUCGGAUGAAAUCAGCACUGUUCCUAACAGCCCUAGCCCUAUGCGAGAUAUCGAUAGCACAGGAUCAGCUAUGCCGCCGCCUUCGAUUGCCGAAGCUAUGGACACACAAAUCACGCCGCCGCCGGCUCCGGUAGAGUUGAUGGAUACCUCGCCUCGUGCCGAGCUCCACGACACUGGCUUAAGCCACAUUGAUGUCCUAAACCGCCAUUCGAGCUUCGGUAGAAAUAAUGGUGCCGGUAAUGGCUCGCUGAGCAAUCCUUCAUACUACACUGGCGGAACACAUCAGAUCGAUCACGCAAGCAACUUUUCACGAUCCACGGGUGUCGCCUCUUCUCUCCCCCCGCACAUGCAGGGCGUCGAUGGUGCCCCAACCAACUUCCGUCCCGACUCAAAACUGAUGGGCAGCGUUCCAUCCGGGGCCCCGUCCUCUAACAGAGACAUUCCCUCGCCCAUGGUCUCGCCAACCACCACAGCCACCCGCGGCUUUGCCCUCUCGGACGUCUCUAAUGUCAGCGAGCGUGAUAAGGCACACCUCCGACAGAUCAGCGACGCAACCGUGAGCUCCAUGACCUCGGGACAAACCUACAACAACAACGGACAGCACCCGUCCAACGUCAACAGCAACCACCGCUUCAGCAACGGCCCUUCCCCCACCUCCGUCCCGGAGGAACAUGUCAUCAACCACCAGGGAGGACUGCAGGCGCCCGACCACAUCCCUAUCCCCCAGUCCGCAACAUCCGCUAUGGGCGGUACGCUGCCGCUGGGAUCGCCGCAGCCGGUUUCACCGCCUACGUCAGGGUUGGCGGAGGGAAGCGAGGAUUAUUUGAGCUUUAGGCCACAGCCACCGCCGACGGCGGGGCUUGGCCCGGGGGCCGCUGGAGGUGCUGGGGCGACGAGUAGUCCGAGACGGAGCAUGUUUACGGAGAGUAGGGAGGAUAUGAAUGGGACUGGUCCGGGUGAUGGGAGGUAAUUAGGCUCCGGAUAUGUGAUGGUGGAGGAAGGUGUGGGAAGGCUUGUUUUGGAAUGGGAAAUUGACGGGUUAGAUGAGAUGCGAUC